Ectocarpus siliculosus is the source of this 723-nucleotide messenger RNA. The record is from the annotation of a GenBank genome assembly. Lineage: Eukaryota; Phaeophyceae; Ectocarpales; Ectocarpaceae.
GAGAACUGAACCCGUGAGCACAUACAUACGUCCUUGGAUUGGAUCCAGAGAGAUUGCGGUUUGCCUUGCCUUGCAGCAGUACGGCGGUCGCUUCAAAAGAUGUUCCGACGCCGGGGAGGAGCAGGAUAUCAAAGGCUGAGAGUCGCUGCAACCGACUCCACCCACCACGAUGUAGGCGUGACGUACCGAGAGAAUCCGAGCGCUGAUCGCAGCAGGUAUGCAAGCGAGAUAAGCUCGAGCCUUUCAUUGCAGAUCCUCAUCUACUACAACGGCCUACUCUCGCUGAUAUACUUCGUCUUAGGAGGAGGGCUCGUCAUCGAGAAGCUUUACAACUACAGGUUCGAGUCGGAGCUUCAACGAACAGUGUUGGCACCGAUCUUUAUUAGCUGGGCCAUUGCGGAGGUGCAUCGAUUUUACUUUGGAUAUAAGGGAAACAUCAAAGAAAUGGUACCGCACAUGUGUGCCUUCCUGUUGAUGACCGUGUUUCCACAGAUGUUCUGCCUUGCCUUCUUGGCGUUUUUCCAAGAGCACCAAUUUCCCGUCGAUCCGAUUCUUGGAGCAAUCCACAUCGCGUUCUUGGCAUCCGAAACAAUUGUUGGCUACAAUGGGAUCAAGGCAAUAAUCAACAAAAGGACCGCGCAGUUCUUCCGCGUAGCGCAGGAAGAGUACCUUCUGCGGCCAGCGAGCGAGGAGCACGCACGGCUUUUGUAGCACACCGUUGGA